AGUUGCACACGUCUUUAUCUAUUCUCUCGCUCUUCGCAGUUUGUAGCACGAUCAGUAUUGUAAUUCGUUGACUAGGCUUUGUUCUACAGUCAAUCUUGAACACUUGGCAUACGAUAUUGUCGGUUGCAGGUUACUGUGGGUUGUUAUUUAGCUGCAUCCGUCAUGCUCGUAGCCUACGCAGUGACUGCCGUGUUUAUUCUUAAUUGCGAUUUUCGCGCAAUUGGAAAUGAACUCUUCCCUGCUCUACCGCCCUUGUCCCACAGAGGUGCUAUGGUGACAAACUAUUCUGGGAUCACGGCGUCGAUUUGGAAUGGACUGGAAGAUAAGGCUUUAAAAUCGCCUACUACCGACUUGUUUGUGAGUGAUCAAGCAUCCAUAUCAGACAACGUAACGGAAUCAUCUAUGUCGACAGUUUGGACGAUUAAAAAUACUAUUCUGAAACGACAGCUUCUUCCGCUGUUGAAACUUCGUCCUCUUUGGCAAACAGUCCACCGUCGACGAGAAAUUCCAGCUUUGAGCAAACUUCCCUACCUGAUACUUCGCAAACCACCUGGGCGGAUUUCAUUGAUGUACCUUCAACCACUUUAGAUUCCAACAUACUAUCAUCUGUGAAUUCCAAUGCUGUGGACUCACAGACGACUUCACCUGCCACAACUGGAGUCGCUUUCUGGACUACUUUAUCGACUACUUUGUUGAUAAACGACUCACUUGAGUCAUCUACUGCUAGUAAUGGUAUAACCUCAGAGUCUUCAUUUACCGACAAUCUGACUUACCCGACAACAAGCGUUGCGACGUCUUCCAAUUCAACGACUGGAACGACGCGAUUUCAGCAAACCUCUGAAAUGAGCACCAUUAUUACUACACCAGGAACUACCCCCACAACCACCCCACCUAUAUGUACAUGUCAAUCCAUGGAACUGGUAUUGGGGCCCACACAGGUUGGCAGCAGUUGGUUUGCUGUUCCAUUCAACUCAACUACUUCAAGUACACUGUGUGUACAUAGAAAUCUAACUGGAUUGAACGUGACUCUGUAUGGUCCCUUUGAAAAAGAAGAAUUCCCUGCAGAGCUUCAAACUUGCUCUCCAUCAAUCGAUUGUUUGUAUGGAACAGAUCACUCUUUUUUGUUCAAUUCGACGUUGUGUUGCAAAGAAGACAUUGUCGUUCGCCAAUGUAGCAACUACACAUUCACGAUGAUUCCUCAGUAUUCGUCGUGCAUUGGGCAUCCUGUCAACACUUCGAUUUUUACCUUGCCAGGUCCCGACGCGGCACCUAAGGAAGUUGAAGUCCUUCAAACGGGAAGUAAUUGGGUCGUUAUGAGUUGGCAGGAUCUUAAAUUCUGUGAAAGAGCAAUUACUUCCUACCUUAUGAGAUUCGAUUCUUUUUCUCCUGGUGGAGGUAAUAACACCCAAAGAAUUCGAGUUCCUUUGGAGUGUACAAACCGAUCUUCGACUGGGAUGACAAUCUUCGACUCCAAAAUCUGCCCAGAACUGUUGAUAUUAGAUGCUUGUUCCGUCUACUCUGUUGUUAUCGAAGUGGAGGUCUUUGGCUCGUACCGAUCGCAGCCCAGCGAAAAGGCCACGCUCAGAACCAAACCUCCGGAGUAUUUGCAGACACAAAUUGAUGAACCAGUCGAAUCCGGUUCAGAUUGGUUGGCAUUUCGAUGGAACUUGUCCGUAUCACAAUGUCAAAUGGCCACCACCGGGUUUCAGUUUAAUUUAAUUAGUGUGCGUGAAAACAGCUCCAAACUGUAUGAGUGCAACAUAACUUCCCAAAACACUCCAGAUUCGAAAUUCUUUUUCAACACCAGUUUGACUGGUUGUGAUCAAAGAAUAAUAGUACCACCCUGUUCAGAUUAUCACGUGGCUGUCAUCCCCAAAAUAUUCGAUAUCUUUUAUAACGAAUACCGUGACAGCUCAACGGGCAGAACCACAUGUGAAACCAUAUCAGCUUUUGUUUUAUCGAUGAAAACUGGGUCUGACUGGAUAAGUUUCAACUGGACCACGUCCGUAAAGGAUUGCAGGGACGUCUUAACUGGUUUUUGGCUUAGCAUAGCUCCAAGUACAUUCAAGUCAAGAAAAGAUGAUAACCUUCAAUUCAUACCUAUGAAAGAUUGCUACUGUAACUUGAAAAAUGACGAAGACAUCAUGUUCAAUACCAGUUUCUCAUGCUCAAACAAUUGGAUAAGCCCUGGCAUCUUUCCGUGCUCGCAGUAUGAAAUCUACCUUAUACCACAGUUCUUUGACAGUUUGAAUGGAAGUGCUAACCCAAGUAUCAUUAGCAAAACUCUUCCAGGUUACCACAUAACACCUGUAACACAAAAUAUUGAUGCUGGCAAACAUUGGAUCAGUUUCGAAUGGCAAGCGUCAACAGAAACUUGUCGUAAAGACGUCACUGGUUUGUGGAUAACAAUUAAUUCUAUUCCGCCAAACCAAACGGUCACGAAUGGAAGCCUGCUGUACUUUUGCCCCACCGAAACUAACGACGUCACAUUUAUCAGCUUCAACACGAGCUCCAGAUGUUUCCAUGAACAGACCUUAUUCCCGUGCAAUUAUUACACUUUUGAAAUCAAGCUUGAUAUCAAUGGACCAAUAGGACGUACCAGCCUUGUAAACAGGACGACGACACCUGGGCAAGAUGCCACGGUGUUUAUAAAUGCGCAAGAUUCCGGCACGGAUUGGAUUACCUUUGAAUGGCAAUCUUCAGUUCGUGAGUGCCAAAAAUUUAUCACGGAAUACCAUUUAAACAUUACAGAUGUCUUCAAUGGCGUUUCCCAGUCGAAACAUUUAUCUCGAAGCUGCAGCACAAAUCCCUUGGUAAUCGGCUUUAACAGCAGUUUACCCUGUGCCGGAUUAGAAAUCUCUCCUUGUUCAAAUUACUUAGUGUCGUUAGUGCCACAGUUUCACAUAGGUACUUCAAUAAUAAGCGGAAUCGGCGCAGUAAUCCAAAUAGGAUCCAAGUCGGGUAAUGGAGGGGAAAUUAAACAACCGAUUGUAGCUUCCCAAGGUACAAAUUCGCUCACCUUGACGUGGUUUGAACCAACAUGCCGUUCAACUGCCAAUCUAGUGUACUAUAACGUGACCGUCAUACCAAAUUGGAAUUCAACAACACAUGUCAGCAAGACAUUUUUAAAAAUUAAACCCGAGUGUCUUGACAAAAUUCCAAACGGUCAAGUAUCUAUGACACUGAAUGAAUCUGUUUGCGAUCGCGGUUAUAAAUUCGAUUCUUGCGCUCCCUACGUCAUCAAGAUUCUGCCCGUUUACCAAUUACCCAGUGCCAAUGAAAAUAUUUUUGGUUGGGAAACGAAAACCCAAACACUUCCUAUGCAAAACGAGGCGUCUGUCAACAACUUGACUGUGCAAGAUGUUGGUACACGAUGGAUAAUCGUUUCCUGGCCGAUGCCAACAUGUCAUUUACCGAUUAGUGUGUGGAAUCUCACAGAAUUAUCAUUGAAAAGUUCCGUGAUCCUGCCUCCAGAUUGUCCCACGUAUAUGAACGCCACCCAUUUAACUCUUAACAUCUCCGACUCGAUACUCUGCAGAAAUGGUGAUCAUCCCAUCAACUUUGAAGUGCCCUUUAUCCCAUGCACUAACUAUACACUUGGCGUCCAUAUAAAGUACCCCAAUCUGGACGUCCAACCUGGAAGUAAUAACAUUGUUUCAGCUACCACUGAAAUCGAACUUCCGGGAGUUGUAAGUAACUUGACGUGGAGUGGAACAAAAAAUAGCGUUUUGCUUGAAUGGGGUGUCCCGAAGAAGAAUCCUCAAUGCGUCGAAGGCUAUCAAGUACUAUGGAACAAUAAGGAAACUUUAACCAAAGAUACCUAUGCCUCGCUGAAUAGCUUACGACCAUGCACAAGAAUUCUCGCAUCGGUGAAGGCUCUCCCAAAUUCAAUAUCUGAUUUGCAUGAAAGCGAAAUUCGUGUCUUUGUUUACACAGAUGUUGUUGAUCCCGCACCUGUACAGUCUGAAGUCAACGUAAGCAUUCUAGACAAUGAGUGGACGCGGAACGUAUCAUGGCUAAAACCUGAAAUUGACGAUUGUAUUUCAGGAUACAAAGUCAGCAUUAAAGAAUCAACUUCAACGGAUGUUGUGUACAACGAGACCAUUUGGGGGAAGAAUUCAACAUGGAUUUUGUUUAACGAUGGAUUUGAAAAAGAACAUUUAUACAAUGUUUCUAUCGCCACCUUUUGCAAUUUCAUAGGAGAAACUUACGUGAGCGAUCCUACCUCACAUGCCUUCACAUGGGACACGGCAUCAGGUAUGAUAGACACCACUUCGUUAGUUUGCGGAAUAAUUUUCCCAAUCUUAGCGCUUGCAAUUUUUUACUGUGCUGUACUACGUCGAAAAAGCCAAAACACUAUUUUGAAUCCCAGUCUCACAGUCGACCAAGAUAAACCAACAUCUGUUAACCAAACGCCACGAGCAAUGAACGGUAGAAAACGUAUUUUAGUGAACGAACUGAGACGAACAAUCGAGUGGUUAGAGACAGACUCUAAUUACGAACUAAGCAAGGAAUUUGAAUUGAUAAAAUCAAUGUCGUCAGAUAAGGCAAGUUGCUCGGUGGCCAAAUUGCCUGAGAAUCAAGCCAAGAAUCGCUACUGUGACAUUCUUCCAUAUGAUCAUUCGAGGGUUAGACUAAAUACUGUACAGGGAACACCUCCACACUCGGAUUACAUCAAUGCCUCAUUUAUAUCGGGUUAUGUAGGGAAGCGAGUUUACAUCGCCACUCAAGGGCCUAAACCAUCAACCAUUGAAGACUUUUGGCUUAUGUGUUUCAAACAAGAUGUUAAACUGAUUGUGGCCCUCACAUCGUUAGAGGAAAGAGGACGGGUAAAAUGUGCCCAAUACUGGCCGUCUAGCAAAUCAUGUGAAUAUGGUAAUAUGUACGUUGAACUGAUAAAUGAAAUACGAGAAAGCUGUUAUACUGUUCGGGAUUUCUUGAUAACACAAAUUUUUAAUGGCGAAUUGAGUGCUCCAAAAUUUGCAAGGCAAAUGCAUUAUACUAAAUGGCCAGAUUUCGGUUGUCCAGAAAAUCCAGAACAACUCAUUCAUUUUAUUCAUGCAAUGCGAGCUGAAAGCGUUUCACUCUAUAAUACUUACCGGAUAGCUUGUCCUAUCAUUGUUCACUGCAGUGCUGGAGUCGGAAGAACAGGAACUCUGAUAGCGUUAGAUAUUCUCAUGGAACAGGCGCGACGUAAGAAAAUUAUCGACGUGUUUGGUACAGUACUUAAAUUACGUGAGGAUCGUGAUCGCAUGGUGCAGAACGAGGAACAAUAUCACUUCCUUUACAAAUGCAUCGAGAGCUACUGCCGUAAUGAGUUACAAUUGAAAGAUCGUUGGUCUUUAAAUUCGGCCGAUUAUCAAUCGCCUGACAGUAUUGCGCUUACUCCUCUCUCGUUUUUCAAGAAAGGUCAAGGUGCUGCAUUUAGUGCAGUGUAAUAAUGCUCACUAAUUCAUUGCCCAUUUUCCGAUGUAAAUAUUAGUUUAUUUGCUAGUAUGGUUUUAUAUUUUAAACUAUAACUUUGUUGGCUUUUGAAAGCCAACUUCGUGUAUUUGAACAGCAUACGGUGUCAAGAGGACGGGUUGUGAGUAGGUUUAAAACGAGCUCUUGUCUAUACAAUCUGUGAGCGGAAAGUUAGAUAAGGACGACUAACGUUAAGCAAACAAUAUUUGCAUUACGUGCUCGUCCCGAUUCUUGUGGUGGACUCGAUGCUCAUUUAAACGCUGGCCAAACUGGUUCUGAUUUUAUCAAUGAAACAUUAUAGUCUUUCGACACUUGGUCAAUAAUCUUUGAUCUAUUGUCGUCUACGUGCAUUUUCUUCACCUGCCCUUAUUUUUAUGUAUGAUGUCAUCAAACUUGGGUUAGAAAACGAAAUGGCUUUGGUUUUAAACCGAUUAAAAACAGACGAAGCGGACCGUUAAAACAGGGGCGUAAAUAUACAUGUGAGAUGA
Molecule: messenger RNA, 5951 nt
Organism: Daphnia magna
Lineage: Eukaryota; Metazoa; Arthropoda; Branchiopoda; Diplostraca; Daphniidae
Exons: 19
Coding region: 843-5438 (1531 amino acids)
Biological process (GO): protein dephosphorylation
Molecular function (GO): protein tyrosine phosphatase activity; protein binding
Source: RefSeq, a predicted model, not a curated record